AUGAAUCCUUCGUACGCGAACGACUUGGCACUGAAGUUAGAGAACACACUAUCUCCAGUACUAGAAGAAAGACGAAAAGCGGAAAAUUUUCUCAAGAGUGUUGAAAAACAGCCGGGAUAUUCUGUCUGCCUGCUGUCCAUUUUGCAGGAUGCAGCUCGGCCUAUGCCAAUAAGGCUUUCGGCAGCAAUUACGUUAAAGAAUUUUAUCAAAAACCAUUGGAAACUUGAGGCAGAUGCUGACAACCUCAUCCCAGAUGCAGAUCGAGACCAUUUGAAAGCGCAGCUCAUAAACGCAAUGCUUACAAGCACAGGAUCCAUUCAGCAUCAGUUAUCCGAAGCCAUUGGUCUUAUUGGAAGGGAGGACUUUCCAAGCCGCUGGCCCGAUCUUUUGCCCGACAUAAUUCAGCGAAUGGCACAACUAGGCGCAGACAUGGGCACGGUACAAGGUCUCCUGUACACUGCCCAUUCUCUUUUCAAGAGGUUUGUCUUCUGGCUUAUCAUGAAACUUCACCCAUUGGAUUUAGAAUAUAAGCAUACCUCUCUUUCUUCCGUAUUGCUUUGUGAACUUUUUAGGUCAUAUCGCCACGAGAUGCGGUCAAACGAACUGUUCUCGGAAAUGAAGUUGGUCAUCCAACAAUUUGCUGAGCCGCUUACCACGCUGGCGACUGUAUGA
Dibothriocephalus latus is the source of this 672-nucleotide messenger RNA. The record is from the annotation of a GenBank genome assembly. Lineage: Eukaryota; Metazoa; Platyhelminthes; Cestoda; Diphyllobothriidea; Diphyllobothriidae.